GCUGUCAUCAUCAAUCUCUCCCAAAUUUCAGUGCGUGACUGUGUGUGAGCUCUUCCGUGGUGGUUUCGAUCAUUUUCAGGUCGGAAUUGACUAAGACUAUGGAUUCUUCUCUCUGGGAUCCACCAAUUUGUGAAGAUGACAGUGCUGAUUUUACAGGAAAUUGGCAGUCUGAUUUCUCCUCUGGUGUGGGGCGCGAUGUCAUGGAAGAAGAUGCUAUAAAUGAAAGGUGUUGUAUCGAAGUGCUGAAAAGACUGAUACCUCAGGCUGAUGCCGAGAUAAAGGAACUUGAGGAAGAAAUUGUAUUUCUUCAGGCCCAAGUGGCUUUGGAAGAUGAUGCUUGGGCUAAGAAAUGCUUUGAUACUUUGACGGAGAGGAUCAAGGCGCUAGAUAUCUCGAUUCAGAGAUUGAAGAAUGAAAAAGUGCAACAGCAACAAGGACAGGCGUCUAGUUCCCAAACACAUGGAGAUCCUGCUCAGAAUGAAAAGCAACAAACAGAAAAUGAACUAAACUUUGGUUUCCAAACAGAUGGAGAUCCUGCUCAGAAUAAAAAUCAACAAACAGAAGAUGAAUUGGAUGUUUGUUUUCAAACAGAUGGAGAUCCUGGAAAAAUUGAAAGCCUACAAACAGAGGAGGACCUUGAUUCUCACAUCCAAACAUGUAAGGAACCUUCUCAGAACCAAAAAAUACAAUUGGAACAUGAGAUGCGUGUUCUUUGCCAAACACAUCUAGAACCUGCUCAGAUUGAAAACCUGCAAGCGGAACAUGAGCGGGAUUUUAAUUUCCAAACAAAUGGAGAUCCUGGUCAGGAUGAAACACUACAAAUGGAACAUGAAAUGGGUGUCCCUCACCAGAAACAUGGAGAACCUGCUCCGAAACUGAGUGAAAUACUAAAAGCUCUUCUGGAAAAGUACUACUUUCCAAACAGAGAUAAGCAGAGUUCAAGUUUCAAUGCUGAGAAGCUCGCCGCUCUCCAGUCCACAGAUGAGACCGGCUCGAGCAAUGCUGAAGCAGUAGCCUGUGCUGCCAAAUCCUUGAAAGAGGUUUCUGAACCUUUUAAUCUGGAAGUUUCAGAGGAUGCGGAAGAGAAAGACCAGAAUGGAGAUACCACAAUCAUCAACUCGUUCCCAAAUCUUUCUGAACAUGCAAGUGAAGUAUCCACCAAGAGAAAAAUGAUGGAGAUUGAUUCAAGCAUUGAGAUAGCACAUGGAACACGAAUACAUGAUUCAACAACCAAGGCAGUGAAGAGGAUGUAUACCCCAGACAUUCAGAAGGAAGCAACUGCCAUGAUGAUGGAUACCAGUGCGAAUGCCUUGAGCCACAUAGCCGGUUCAAGCAGUGGAACAGUGGGCUGCAAUCUUUCUGAAGAAACAGGCGGGGCAGUCACAGUACAGAAUUUCGGAAUUGAAAGCACUAAGUUGAAGCCAUCUCCAAAUCCCGCAGAAACCACUAUUACAGAAACUGAUAUGAGCAUGUUCCAGCUUGCAGAUAUCGAUUCAGUUUACAUGACAGAUCCCGUAAAACAGCAGGCCGAAGAGGUUGAUAUAACCAACUGGAUAGAGACGGAGUUUCCCCCCAUAACGAAGCAAGAAGAUUUGUGGCUUUCUGAUUUCGGAUGGGCAUUUGGGGAAUCAUCUUCACAGGUGUUCAAUAGCACCUCCAAAGAGGCAACGGAGCCAUUGAUCAAGAAAGGCGAAGAGUCGGGCAAUCUCCAAGCCGCUCAGACGAUGCAUGAGGGAAGGAUGGAAGGUUUGGUCAAGGUGGAAAUCGAUCCGGUCUCCAGCUUUCAUGCAGUGAACGAAUUUGGAGUUAAGAAGUCCCUCAAGUUAGUCUCUUGUACUACGUCAGUGGCCACAAUGAAUCUCGAGUUUUUGACAAUGGCUCAACUCAGAGCCAUGGCAAAGGCACGCAAGCUCAAAAGAUACUCCAAACUCAACAAAAGUGGCUUGAUCAAGCUUCUUGAGGAGUCACUUUAGAAAAGGAACAAGUCUGAUAGUGCAAUAUGCUUCCAGUAGCUAUAGAAGGUGCAUGAACUCAUUUUUACUUCGGUUUUUUAGCCAUUUUACAGACAAUGCCAUUGUAAACUUUAAGAAUGUGUAAGUGUGACUUAUCUAGACAAAAUUUUGAUGAUUUUGGGUACUCUGAUAGCUUUUUUUUCCCCAUGGAGCUUGAUAUUUGACUGGGCAAUAAUGUUGCUGGUGAUUUACUCGCUUGGAAAACUGCAUAUGGAUAAUAUUCACGAUAGUGCAUUCUUCGAUUCUGUGAAAUUCCACACUUUUUGUGGUUAUAAUUCAACUGCAGGCAGGUGGCAAUUCAGCAGAUUAAGUGGUAGCAACUCCCCCAACCGUUAUCAGCAAAUCUAUUGAGUUGGCUUAUGAUAAAUAGUAGUUGCAGAAGCAACUCUUUUCGUGUGUGACAAAUCACCAGCAGCUACAGAAAAACCAGGGGCAUCACCUUUUUCUCUCAGAUCGAUCUUCUAAACUAAUCUGUUGUUUAGCAAUAUCAGGGAAGUUACAAAGCCAUUUUUAGCAGUAUCAGGGAAGUUACAAAGCCAUUACCGUUUUCUCUCAAGGAUUGAUACAGUCAGCACUUGCUCUCCUUUAGCUUUCAGAAAGUAUCAAUCUGAUUCUGGAUGAAUUCCAUGUUAAAG
Coffea arabica (coffee) is the source of this 2647-nucleotide messenger RNA. RefSeq lists its product as uncharacterized. Lineage: Eukaryota; Viridiplantae; Streptophyta; Magnoliopsida; Gentianales; Rubiaceae. The record is from RefSeq and is a predicted model, not a curated record.